AGACAUCAUUAAUCGAUCGAUGAUGCUAGCGAUCUACUAGCUCUCUGCGGUGCACUUGGCAUUUGCUCUCGCUCCUCGUCUGCUUUCAACCACAUUCAGGUUCUGCUCGUUCACUACAGAAAUGGCAACUUCAGUGAAACUCAACACCGGUGCACAAAUGCCCAUUUUGGGACUGGGGACGUGGAAGUCUCCACCAGGCAAAGUUGCAGAGGCAGUGAAAGCAGCCAUUUCUGCAGGUUACAGGCACAUCGAUGGUGCCUACGUCUACCAGAAUGAGGUAGAGGUGGGUGAAGGUAUCCACACUACUAUCAAGGAUGGUGUGGUCAAAAGAGAGGAUCUUUUUAUUGUAAGCAAGCUGUGGUGUACUUUUCAUGAAAAGUCCUUGGUCCGGAAGGGUUGUGAGAAGACUCUCAGUGAUCUUAAACUGGACUACCUAGAUCUCUAUUUAGUGCACUGGCCCAUGGGUUUUAAGGCAGGUGAUGAGCUUUUUCCUUCGGACAGUACAGGACAAACCAUCAGUGAUAACACCAGCUUCCUGGAGACAUGGGAGUGUGCUUUCAUUUCCCAGCUGUGGUGUACUUUUCAUGAAAAGUCCUUGGUCCGGAAGGGUUGUGAGAAGACUCUCAGUGAUCUUAAACUGGACUACCUAGAUCUCUAUUUAGUGCACUGGCCCAUGGGUUUUAAGGCAGGUGAUGAGCUUUUUCCUUCGGACAGUACAGGACAAACCAUCAGUGAUAACACCAGCUUCCUGGAGACAUGGGAGGGAAUGGAAGAGCUGGUAGAUGCUGGUUUGGUCAAAGCUAUUGGGAUCUCCAAUUUCAACAAGGAGCAGAUUGAAGCCAUUCUCAACAAGCCGGGCCUCAAAUACAAGCCUGCCAACAACCAGGUGGAGUGCCACCCAUACCUGACCCAGGACAAGCUGAUCAACUACUGCCACUCCCAGGGUAUCUCGGUGACAGCUUACAGCCCCCUGGGAUCCCCUGACAGACCAUGGGCUAAACCAGAAGAUCCCUCACUCCUGGAGGAUCCCAACAUUAAAGCCAUCGCUGAGAAACACAAGAAGACACCUGCUCAGGUCCUGAUCCGCCUCCACAUCCAGAGAAAUGUGAUUGUGAUCCCUAAGUCAAUCACACCGCAGCGCAUUCAAGAGAAUUUCCAGGUGUUUGACUUUGAAUUAACUGAGGAGGAAAUGAAGACUAUACUGGGAUUUAAUAGGAACUGGAGAGUCUGUCCAAUCUGUCAAUAG
Neolamprologus brichardi is the source of this 1246-nucleotide messenger RNA. NCBI's taxonomy places the organism in Eukaryota, Metazoa, Chordata, Actinopteri, Cichliformes, Cichlidae. The record is from RefSeq and is a predicted model, not a curated record.